GUACAGCACUGACCGCCUGGACUGCAGGAGGAGGAGCUGAGGGAGAACCGGCUCUACCGGUGACGCCUCACACUGUAAUGUCCUUCUUAUUAACUACAAAAUCACAGCGCCACAAACACACGGACACACCAGCAGCCAGAGCGUUCAGGAGACAGGUCAGAAUCCGCCAGAAUGACUAAUACCGUACGCCGCCUCGUCUCCAAAGACGGACGCAGCAACGUAAAAAUUGACAAUGUGGAGGGCAUGGUCAAACUCUUCCUGCAUGACCUCUGGACGACGGUGGUGGACAUGAAGUGGCGUUAUAAGAUCACGCUCUUCGCCUCCACCUUUGUCAUGACGUGGUUCGUGUUCGGUGUGCUCUUCUACCUCAUCGGCCUGAGGAACGGAGACUUCCAUGCAGACCCGUCCUCCAACCACACACCCUGCGUCAUGAACGUGCACACACUGACCGGAGCGUACCUGUUCUCCCUGGAGACCCAGACCACCAUCGGCUAUGGGUUUCGGCACGUGUCGGAGGAGUGUCCGCUGGCCAUCGGGGCACUGGUGCUGCAGCUGGUGCUCACAGGGCUGGCUGAGAUCUUCGUGACCGGAGCCUUUCUUGCCAAACUAGCACGGCCUAAGAAGCGUGCGGGAACCAUCAAGUUCAGCCGGUGUGCGGUGGUGUGCCGGAGGGGCGGACGCUGGUGCCUGAUGGUGCGUGUGGCCAACAUGCGGAGCAGCCUGCUGAUCCAGUGCCAGCUGUCAGGGAAGCUGCUGGCGCCGCACGUCACACUGGAGGGCCAGAAAACACUGGUACACCAGACCACGGUGGACUUCCAGAUGGACUCCAGUGGAGAGUGUCCUUUCCUGCUGCUCCCGCUCACCUUCUACCACGUGCUGGACGAGAGGAGCCCGCUGGCGGACCUUACCGCACACAGCCUGCAGAAACGGGACUUUGAGCUACUGCUGACGCUGAAUGCCACCGUGGAGUCCACGGCCGCAUCCUGCCAAAGUCGCACCUCAUACCUGCCGCAGGAGAUCCUGUGGGGGCAGGAGUUCAGGCCGGUGCUGGCCAACACCAGCGGGACACUGAGCGCAGACUUCAGCCUCUUCCACAGUGUGCAGAUCUGCAGAGAACAGAGUCACACUGCGGAGAAGAUGCAGCUGGAGGAGGAGUACAGAGGGGGACAGGGGCAGUGAGGGGACAGAGGAGGAGUAAAGAGGGGGACAGGGGCGCUGAGGGGACAGAGGAGGAGUACAAAGGGGGACAGGGGCAGUGAGGGGACAGAGGAGGAGUACAGAGGGGGACAGGGGCGCUAAGGGGACAGAGGAGGGGUAAAGAGGGGGACAGGGGCAGUGAGGGGACAGAGGAGGAGUACAGAGGGGGACAGGGGCAGUGAGGGGACAGAGGAGGAGUACAGAGGGGGACAGGGGCAGUGAGGGGACAGAGGAGGGGUAAAGAGGGGGACAGGGGACAGAGGAGGAGAAGGAGUACAGAGGGGGACAGGGGCGGUGAUGGGACAGAGGAGGAGAAGGAGUACAGAGGGGGACAGGGGCGGUGAUGGGACAGAGGAGGAGGAGGAGUACAGAGGGGGACUGGGGUGCUGAUGGGACAGUGGAGGAGUGUAGGGGGUCAGCGGGGCUGCUCACAGCUCUGUCUUCUGGGUUGUUUCUCUGACAGAUGCAGCUUCUGUGGCUGUUUUAGACGAGUAGUUUGAUGUUUCUCUUCAAUAAAUGAGACUUUCCUGUACAAUAUCUGUGUGUUAAACUCAACUCCAGCUCCGCAGAGAAGACACAUUAUAGAGUUCAUGACUGUUGUGGCAACAGAGACGCUCGGACAGCGUGUGUGUGUGUUCUGCUGGUGAAUGAGUGUGUGUGUGUGUGUGUGUUGGGUCAACAGUCCCUGGUCUGUUUAUUAAAGUAACAAUAGACAAUGUGGGUGUUUCUUUAUCCAGGAGAAAAUACUUUAUUAAAUUGAUUCAGUAGAAAAUCA
Danio rerio (zebrafish) is the source of this 1972-nucleotide messenger RNA. The record is from RefSeq and is a predicted model, not a curated record. NCBI's taxonomy places the organism in Eukaryota, Metazoa, Chordata, Actinopteri, Cypriniformes, Danionidae.